AAUCCAGGGCAAAGAGGAGACACACAUACGCAGAGAGAGAGAGAGAGACCUGACGUCCACAACGUUCACUGCUCUGCUUGACCGCUGCUGUGUUUUGGUUUUUUUUUUGGUUAUUUUUUUGUUUUGUUUUGGUUUUUUGUUAACUGACAGAAGAACAGAAGAGACAUCUGCACACUACCAGAAAAAAAAAAGGGUUGCCCUGACUCUUAGUUAGACAGUGGCACUGACACACACUGAUAUUCCAAAUAAUACAUUCAGGCAAACUAGGGAGCAAAGAGUCUCUUUCUCUUAUUCUUGCUCACUCAGCUGCUCUAUCUCUCUUUCUCUCUCUGUCUCUCUCUCCCUCCCAUCCACACACACGCACACACACAUACACCUCCUCACACACACACACACACACAGAGCAGUACAGUAUACGAGCCAGUGCCUCUCACAGAGCCAGAGGGGAGUGCAGAAAUGAAUGUGAAGAUCCUGACGCUGGUGAUUGUGCUCUUGGUGUCUCUGCUGCGUUCGGCUGGUGCUGGUCCCAUGGCCUCCGUGGAGCAUGGCAGAGAAGUAGAAGAAGCCCCCACAGUGAGAAAAAUGGUCCAGCAGAGUCCUGCAAGGGGAGGUCAACCUCACAGACCGGCCGGCUGGAAGAGGAGACGCCCUCGGCCCCGUCUGUCUCACAAGGUGCCUAUGCCGUUCUAGAGCAAGGCACAGCUUUGAGCACCCUUCCCCAGGUUCUGAUUUCUCUGCUCUUCCUUCGCCUUGGGGGGCCUUGCUAUGAAGGGCCAACCCUUGUCCAGCCAGAAGAGUGAUGUCCAUAGCACCUGCUGGUUCUUCAAGCAAACUCUGUCCUCACAAACAUCAGGACGAUGGCUCACCCCCAGCUCUGGAGGAGACGGGGGGCAGGGACGGGAAGGGAGGUGGGGGUGGGAGGUGUGAAGCCUAAGCUGUCACUUUCUAUUUCUCUGUCUCUCUCUUUCUUUCUCUCACUCCCUUCAGAAUUGUAUCAUCUAUCUCUGUCUACUCCCCGGUUUUUCUACAUUUUUAAGUAUUUCUGUUAUGAUUUUAGCCCAAUCAGUAGCAAAACUCGCCGUGGGUCUCUCUCUCACACACACACAAACACACACACACUUUUGCAUAACAUGUGAUGGUGAGGGAGCGAAGUUCGGACCAUCUGAGUCCCCAUGCCACAUUUGUCUUUAUGGUGUUAAUCCCAUAUUUUUGGGACUCAAAGAUUCCAAAGCCCUAGUUUCUCUGCAGUGUAGCCAUGUCCACAGUCUGGAUAAUGAAAGAGACGCAGCGACUCUGCACAAGAUGUUCAGCUCACUAACAACACUCUGGAAAGACGGAAGGUUCUGAGUUUAAAAUUAAAAAAAAAAAAAAAUUCAAAAUAUCUUCACUAAUGGCGCUACACUGUGAAAAAUGAAAAAGCUGAGAAAACUCAAAAUUCUCAAGAAAAUUCAUGGUAAACUAUCUCUGCCAACAAAUACGAUUUUAGGAUCCGCUGAGCCAGCUGAGUUUGGUUGAGUGAAGAAAAAGCCGAAAAAGCCGAUAAUUGAACUAGAAAAUUCGAAUUAUUUGACUCUCAAACACUGAACUAUGUUUCCCAAAAUCCGAGAAUCAAAUUGUUUCCUGAAGCUUCUUCCACCUUUAAACCCGUUUCCUGACUUUAGAGACAAUCAUGAUUUUAAACUAAAGCUGUGUCAGUCACAGCCACGACGUUGUUUUGUCUGAAUGUUACUUGUUUUCAAAGACAAACGUGAAUUUUCUUUUUUUUAAGAAAAAGUACAACUCUUCUCUUAUUCCUAUUAAAUUCAGAUAUAUGUUACAAUAUUU
Cynoglossus semilaevis (tongue sole) is the source of this 1824-nucleotide messenger RNA. It is a transcript of the gene apln, whose product is annotated as apelin. The record is from RefSeq and is a predicted model, not a curated record. Gene Ontology annotation, molecular function: apelin receptor binding; hormone activity. The coding region runs from base 457 to 690 and encodes 77 amino acids. The transcript is spliced from 3 exons. Gene Ontology annotation, biological process: signal transduction. Lineage: Eukaryota; Metazoa; Chordata; Actinopteri; Pleuronectiformes; Cynoglossidae.